GCCUUGCUUACUCAGCAGCAUGAACGGAACUAAGCGCUCUUGACUCAAAUGCCAAGCUUGCUCAGGCUCUAGUUACGAACUGCCUUGUACCACGACCUCCACACAAUAUAUGGUGAAGGACACCUUUGUGGCUGCAGCUUUGGAAUUAUCUGCUCGUACAGCGUCUGAUCAUUGUUAUGACCGCUACAUUGGCAAACCCUCUUGCAGGGCCUUCUCACUUGAGAGACAUUAUACGCCCUCAGUUUCAUCAAAACAACUUUGCUGAAGAGAGCUUCGUUAAGAACGAGCUCGGCAUCAAGCUCGACAAAGAUGAUCAAAUAUGCCGACUUUCCCUCACCGCUGCAGGGUGUCCUCUGGGUCCACUGCAUUGUCCACUAAGACACACACAACCGUCAGCACAGAAUUUUCAGCCUCCCAAACAACUCCCUACCCAUCCUCGUGAUCGAGAACGUUUGGCCACCGUAUGCAAACAUUGGCUACGGGGCCUGUGUAAGAAAGGCGACGCCUGCGAAUUCUUGCAUGAGUACAAUCUAAGACGUAUGCCUGAAUGUUGGUGGUAUGCGAAGUAUGGGUAUUGCUCUGCUGGCGAUGAGUGUUUAUAUGCACAUCCGAAGGAGAGGAAGGUUGAGUGUCCGGAUUACAAGCGUGGGUUCUGUAAACUUGGGCCUUCAUGUCCAAGAAAACAUGUUCGACGAGUAGCAUGUCAAAACUAUUUGACAGGAUUCUGUCCAUUAGGACCUGAAUGUCCACGCGGACAUCCCAAGCCUGGAAUGCCGCCGCCUGAAGCUUACGAACCACCCCCACCUCCAACGCAUCGGGAACUUGGCCCACCACCACCUGGUUAUGGCCGAUACGCCGACUUCGGCGCAGGUCCGAUGGGUCCAGGUGGAGGGGGUACUGGUGGCCCUCCAGGGCCUCGAAGGAAUAUUGAAGACGUGGUGUGCUUCAAGUGUGGCGAGAAAGGCCAUUAUGCCAACCAUUGUACUCGGAAGAUGGUCCCUGGAAACCGUGGUGGUCUUGAUAGGCACAGUAGACGAUAUGGUGAUGAAUGAGCAUAUAUGUAUUGUUUGUUCGUCAGAGCCUUUUGAUAUUGUAUCGGCUAUACCUUGUAGACGUGCAAUUGUAUUUUCGACGAUCUUUAUGUCAUUGGUGUACCUUGUUCCCGAACAUUCAUAAACUGAAUUAUAUGAA
Molecule: messenger RNA, 1191 nt
Organism: Somion occarium
Lineage: Eukaryota; Fungi; Basidiomycota; Agaricomycetes; Polyporales; Cerrenaceae
Source: the annotation of a GenBank genome assembly